AUUUUGACUGUUUUUUUUAUAAAUAAAUACGUUAAGAAAAUGUGGUGUGACUAUUUAUAUUUCGACUCGCUGUAGUGAAAGUGGUUACAAGUUACAACAACGAGCGUUAAUAUUUUUGAUUUUAUUGUACAAAUCUAUUUCUACGUAGUUGAUGAAAAGUUUAUAAUAAUUAAACGUGACUCAGAUUUAUAAAUAAUUGGUUGGUUUUAACGUUUAUCGCUAUUUUCAUCAUAAAUCCGGAUACAGUUAAAGGAUCAUCGACUGCUUAAGUAUAUUAACCUUAAAUAUUUAAAAAUGACUAGAAUGGCGGCUAACAAGUCAAAGGAAAUAAUAGACGAGUACAGUUCGUCGCUUGCGGACUUGAAAUUUAACAGCAAGCCUCUGAUAAACAUGCUCACGAUGUUAGCAGAUGACAACGUUGAGCAUGCACCGGCCAUCGUCCAAGCAAUUGAGAACCACUUGUUACAGGUUUCAAGUGAAGUCAAACUGCCGGUCCUUUAUCUCAUCGACUCGAUCGUCAAGAAUGUCAGUGGAGCUUAUUUAAAACUCUUCACUGAUAAAAUUGUUAAUAUAUUUUGUAGUGUCUUUGAAAAGGUCGAUGAGAGUACAAGAUUAUGCAUGUGGAAAUUACGACAAACUUGGGGUGAAGUUUUUCCUGCUAAGAAAUUAUUUUCACUCGACAUACAUGUCCGUAAUAUAGACCCAGCGUGGCCAGUACCUAAUUCAUCUGUUUCAUCGGGUUCUAUUCACUUAAACCCACGUUUCUUAGCUGGGACUCCGACUACACCACCGACAACAGUCUCUACACCUAGCGUGAUACCUUCUGUAAAAAUUCCUCCUGGAGACCCAGUAUCUGUCAACGAAGCUUUGAUGCGGGAGCAAUUACUUAAGAAACAGAAAGAACUUCUUGAGUUACAGAAACAGAAAGUAGAAUUGGAGUUGAUGCAAGCCAAGUCAAGUCUUGAACAGCAGCAGAAACAAACAGCUCUAGUCAAAGCUGAAUCGUUGACAUCAUCAAUCACCCUUAAUGAAGUCAAACCGGAUAAAGUUGUAGCUGCGGUGUCUAAUCAAGUGAAUAAACAAGUAGCGAAGCAGUUUCCAGCAGCGAAUGCAUCGUUAUUAAAAAAUGUGGGUGCUAACAACGGACCUCGGAUAGCGCCAGCAAGCAGUCUUAUGGUAGCUUCAGCGCGUCCAGUAUCACGGGAUCCUCGUCUUAAAAUUUCUUCAGGAGCAGAGCUACAAAACUGUGAUAUAGAGUCUCGUCUACGUCAAGUAGCUGCGUUAUCUUCAUCGUCAUUAACAAACGAUAUGCCGUCUAAAACACAAUUAUCAAAGAAUCAACAUCCCGCGUUAAACACUGUACUUUCAGAUCACGCAAUAAAACAGCAAUUAUUAUUAUCGAAACAAGCAAUGAAUCACAUAAGUGAAUCUAAUCAAAGUGGUGGUGGCCUUAAGUCAUCAUCAAUAACAUCUUCUCUCGCGUCAAACAAUUCUGCAAUUCGUGGUGUUGGUAGUGGUGGAAGUGGAGGAAGCGAGGCCAAGUCUAAAGACGCUAAGAGCUCGUCGUCUUUACGCGGCGGUUCUUCAGCAUCUUCGGCAAAAGAUGAAAAGUCAUUCGCUUCCUCAAAAUCCUCCUCGUCACACAGAAAAUUAAGCAACAGAUCGCGGUCAAAUUCAAAACAAUCCCAAGUAUUGCCCACAAAGGCUUCAUCGUCAUUAUCUUCAUCAAUAUCAUCAUCUUCAUCAUCAUCAAAAAUAGUCGAUCGAGAUGCAAGUCCUGUUAGGUCGAAGUCUCGUGAAAAAGAUAACUCUGACAGCUCUCCAACCAUAUCCUCACGUACUUCACCCAAUAAAUCCUCAUCACCUAACUCCAAGAGUCGUAAGAAGAGUAGUAGUAAAUCGAGAAAACGUACUCCUAGUCCGCCUUAUAAAAUUCCGCGUAGAAAUAUUGAUUCAAAAACAUCUAAUUUAUCUACGAAUUUAACUUCCUCUCUGCAAUCAUCUUCCUUGAUUGGCGGUGGGGUUAAUAGUGCUGCUGCUGCUGCUGCUGCUGGUCUUAUUGAGGAAGAGCAGUCUGGUUCCUUGAUUGUAUCUCCUCCGCAUCCGCCUACUUUUAAAGAAAUACGACCAAACGCCAGACAGAGAAAUUAUAUUAAACGCAACAACAAAGACAUCGGCAGUCAUAGUCCUGAUAAUAAUUCUAGUCAGGAUCUUUUGAGUACUCAGGUUACCGCAGAUCUUUCAAUCGAAUCUGCAGCUAGUAAGGAUGAAGAUCUUCGGGCUGUACUACCACCGCCAGUCACCAUCGUCCCGCCAAUCACUGAAAAGAAAGAAGACUUAGAUCUACGCAUAUUAGCACCACCACCACCACCACCACCAACUAAUAAAAGACAAAGCUCAGAGCACGGUGAUUCAAAUAGUAAAAAAUCUAAAACAGAAAAAUUCGAUACUUUAUUUGGUAAUGAAGAUGUCGAUUUAAGAACCUUGACGAACCCAAAAGCCGGACGACCACCAACUCCACCUCCACCAGUAAUAUCGGGUGAAGAAAAUAAAACAAGCUGGGCUAAAUUAAAAACAACAUUUAAAAAUGACCGUGAUAAACCAACAAUAAAUGAAGAUAAACGCGAUCGAGAUCGCAAUAAAGAUCGUUCUUCUAGAAGUCGACCUUACAAUAAACCAUCUGACGAUCCAAAAGACCGUCGACGUCAAUUUAUCAACGACGAUGAUUCAAGGUCCAGCCGGAGAAACCGUGAUUUCGACAAAUUAGAUCGUAAUUCCGAGCGUAGCAUUGAAAUAAUAAUGAAGCAAGCUGAAGAAGAAUUGAAGCAAGGUUCAAUGACUAAAGCCGACUACCACACAUUGAUCCAGAAUGUUUGGCAGAUGAACGAGGUUCAAAAAUUAAGAGUAGCCCAGAAAAAGGACAAAGAGACCGGUGCGAGUAUUUGGGAAAAAGGAAUUGACAUAAGCGGCGGCUUCAGUCCGAAAGAAGACAUGGGACACCGAGGCAAAGAUCAUCCACAUUCAAGAAACGGACCAAGAUGGCAACCCCCAGGUCCUUGGCAACCACCAGGCCCCUGGGCACCUCCACCUGGACCGGCUUUUGGAAAUCCAUUCAACCCCGACUUCCGACCAAUUGGCCCCUGGCAAAACCCUCGACAAUUCGGACCAAUGCGGCCCGACUUCAAUCAAUUCCACGGCUUCAAUUCUGGAAUGGGUCCACGUAUGGGCCCUGGUCCCGGUUUGAUGGGCCCUAUGGGUCCUAACGGGCCUAUGAUGCCUGGAAUGAUGCCCAAUGGACCCAUGGGACCAAUGGGUGGAAUGUCAAAUCCCGGGAUGGCUAAUAUUAAUGGGCCACCGAGUCUUUUAAUGAAUGGCCCUCAUCCACCUCACAAUAAUUUAAUGACCCACGUUCCUCCACCUUCUCGGAACAUCUCUCCCAACUCAAUCUCCAGAUUUGACAAUGAAGAGACCCAGAACUUCAUGGACAAGCUUACUAAAGAACACGGCGGUCCUAGUCGUGAGCUACCUCUGCCUGAUCCAAAACUCCUGGAAGAAAUAGCCAACGACACAAUGAAAUCGAUUAACAUCGACAAUAUACCUCGUGAAAUUCGCUACUACGGUCAGACCGCGGUCGUGUUUAUGAACUGGGACGACCCGAGAGAAAUAGGUUUCCAAAAUGGCUCGAGAAGAAUUAUGAUUGACGAAAAAGACACUAUCAUUUGCUCUUUCAACGAACCUUACAAGGAAUUUGUCUACGACGGAAAAAUACACAGGAUAAGACUUGGAGCGCCGACGAGAGAGUUGUUCGUCGAUGACAAGUGGUACGAGUGUUACUUCGGUGGUCCACCGGUGCUUGUUGACUUAGGAAAUAAAAAAGUUAAUAUUAAUUUAGAAGGACCUCCUCCUCAAGUUAAAAUUGGGACUGUUAAGCGAACUGAUUUGGUGAUAGGUAAAAUAAAUCUUAUUAUUAACGCUAAAAAUAUGACGCCGGUGUUUGUUGACGCUAAGCCACAAAUGUUUGAAAUUGACAAUCAACCUCAGACUCUUGAGUUUGCUGAUUCUCUGGAGACUAUUUUACUUAAUGGCAGAUCAUUUAAAGUUGAAUUUGGUGGACUGCCUAAACCAAUAAUUGUUAGGGAUAAAAAGCACUUUAUCAGAUUCACUGUGUUACCUAGAGGAGCUCAUCCUGGGUCUGUUAAAAUAGCUGGCAUGAAAGGAAAGUGUCCGGAAUCUCCAGCUAGUGAUAAUAACAACAAAGUAAGUGACUCUGCUGUUCCAAUCUCUGGAGUGGGUCUUCCUGAACCAGACUCGACUUCUCAAGAUGCGUCGGAUGUUUCAUUGGUGAAACCUGACUUGCAGUUGGACAUGCUUUCAUCGGCACUGUCUUCAGCUAUGGCUCCCUCGUCUGGAUUUUCUUACCAAGCUGAACCUAUGGAGAAACCUCCUGCACUUACGCCAGUUCCUAUUUUACCGCUUAAUCUUAAUCUUAAUGAACUUUACCAAAAGUUGGUUGACACUGGGAUAGUACCAAGACAAGGACCCAAGGUUGAGGUCAAAAAACCGGAGGAAGAAGUUGUUAAGAAAGAACCAGAGUUACCUCUUCCUAGCUUAGAUAAACCUGAGACACUUAAAAUUGUACGGCCUAUUAAUUCUACUUCGAUGUAUGGUGGUAUGCAAUGCAGUUCUUGCGGCGCGAGAUUUGCUCCGGAAUUAGCGACAAGGUACAGUCAUCAUCUUGAUUGGCACUUCCGGCAAAAUAGAAGAGGGAGAGAUUCUAUUAAGAAAGCUCAGUCGAGGGAAAUUAUGUAUGAAAUUAGUGACUGGAAUCAGUUUGAAGAAAUUGAAGAUGUUGAUGAUAGAGCACAAAGUUGGUUUGAAACCGAAAAAUUAACUGCAGAAACAGAAGCAGCUAAUGGUGAAGAUUCUUCACAAGAUGCCAUACAACCAAGUGUACCUGCAAGCAGUGAUGAUGAUUGUCGCUGUCAAGUCUGUCAUGACACUUUUGAACAAUUUUAUAACGAAGAAAAAGAAGAAUGGCAUUUAAGACCAGCUGUUAGCUUUGAAGAUAAAAAUUAUCAUCCUCUUUGUCUGGAAGAUCAUAAGGAAAAGUGUCUCGCGCGUGCUUUAGCAAAGUCAGCGUUGGACGAUACGAUAAAUGAAGACGAAGAAAAGAAAGAUGAGCAUAAUGAUUCAGUUGAGUCUCCGGAAUACAUGGAAACGCCGAUUGGUGAUCUUCCAAGCAAUGAAGAAACAGAAAGUGAAGAAUUUAAAUUAAAUGAGAAUGAAGAGUCAGAAGACAAUAAUAUUUCUCAAGAAAUAUCUGAAGAUAUUAAUGAUAAAGAUAAUCUUGAUGAAAAAAUGAUUACUCAUAAUACAGAAGAUAGUAUCAAAGAUGAAGAAGAUAAAGUAAUUGAUAAUGUAAAUGAAGAAACUAGUGAUGAAACUAAAACUUGUGAUCAAUCAGAAGAUCAAGAACUGGAUAAACAAUCGGAUGAUCUUGUUGAAGUGCCUGUGGAAACUGAAUUUAAAAUUAAAGAAGAACCUAUGGAAGUCAAUGAUACAGAAACAGAUUCAGAAAUAAAUUGGGACGAUGUGAAAGUCAAAAUUGAACCACUUGAUCCUGAACCUGAUCCUGAAGAAAUGAAAGUAGCGAACAUUGCUGCACAGGUGGACACCACCCUGACGGCAGUGACCAGUUCACUGGACGGUAAUGUUGAACUAGAGUCUACUCCCGCAACGCUGCCCACUGCAUCCACGCGAAUAAAGAUAAAUAUUUCUAAGCCACUUGUUGUAAAUAAAGAGCCAGAGGAACCUAAAGAAAAAAUAGUGUUACCUGAAAUGCCUAGCGAGGAAGAAUUACCACUAAAGCCAGCAUCCAUUAAGUCAACACUAAAAGGUAGGAAACUUUCUAUCCUGCCACCCGUUGAAAGAGGUCAAGAACUCUCGGGACUUUGUUCGAUAAUGUAAAUAACAAUAGCUAUAUAACUAAUAAUUGAUUAAUUAUUUAUUAAUUUUUGGUAUUGAAAAUACUGCCGGAUAAGUAUCGCAAAGUCGUUUUAAAAAUAAUAAGUCACCAAGUAUUUUGAAUAGCUUACUCGCGUUUUGAAUAUACCAAAUUAAUUUGACUAUUUGUUGUAUAUUGAAUUAAUUAAUUAAUUAAUUAAUAUUCAAUAUAUUUGUAAUUUUUUUGUAAAACUUGUAUGGUCUGAUGUCUAUUUUUAUACAUAAUAAUUGUUGAUUUUUUCUAUUUUUCUUUUUGCUUAAUUGUCACCCACGUACAAUUAAUAACUUUUUUUAACUUUAUUUAGUUAAUUGACUGUUUCUUAUUUUUUAUUUUAAUGUUUAAUCAAAAAAUGAUACAUCACGUCAUACAAGUUGUUCACGAAAAUAAUCACUAAUUAUUAUAUUAGUGAGUAUUUAUUAAUUAUUUUUUUCUUAUUUGUAUUUAUAAUUGUAUAAAAAAAAAUUAGAGAUUAAUAAUUGAAGCGAAUGUGAGAGUAAAUGCUUGUGAAUGGUAUUAGAUUAUUCGGAUUGUUUCCGAAUAUUUAAGUAUCUUGUACAUAAUUGAGUAAUCAAAUCUCGGUAGUGAUGAUCGAGAUUUUAACAAAUGAAGAGUAAAAAGAUUAACAAAAAAAAAACCAUUCCACAUAAAUAGUACAUGUGCAAUUUAAGUACUUGAAAUAUGCACAAAUAUUAUUAAUUAAAAAUUUCAUACUUUUUGUACUUUGUAAAUUCAUUGAAAAGUAUGACAGAAUUUCUUUUGUUUUUUUUAAUUUUUACUUGGAAUAUUUUUUUCAAACAGUAAAAAAAAAAUUCUAAUGUAAGUGUUAAAAAAAAGUCUAAGUCCUUAGUCAAAAAAAAUGAAAUAGUAAAAGAUUACUAAACUCAUAGAAUUAUUUCUAAAAUUAAAAAAAAAAACUGACUUAAUUGUUUAAUUUUGUUCUUCAAAAAGUUUAAAUGUAAGAAAGUGUGAUAUAUGAUUGUUACGAUAUGUAAAUACUUUUCAAGAUGAUUAUAAUGAUGAUGGAGAGAAUAUCUGUUAGUAAUUUAAUUUUGGUAAAAAAACAAACCAUUGAAUGAUAAAAAAAAAUAUUUUGUUGUAUAAAAAAAGAAAAAAAAAAGAAAUUGUUGACCACCCGGUGGUUUGACUUUCAAUUUCAUUUAUCAUUUAUCCUGUAUGCUCACUCCAAUUAUCCUAAGGUAGAAUUUAAUGUUAUAAUUUUAAUUAAUACUAUUAUUACUGCUACUAUUAAUUAUUAAUUACUAUAAAAAAAAAAAAUUAUAAAAUGAAAAAAAAAAUAGUUAUAGUUUUUAAGUAGCAUCAUUGAAGAGAUGCUGAAUCCAAGGAACGUCUUUAAUAAGCCUCCAGAUUAAUGGAAUAAUAAUAAACUAUUCAAAGGAUUUUAAGUGUAGAAGAAUCUUCGUCUAGUGUUUAAUAAAGAAAAGUUAGUUUAAAUUA
Molecule: messenger RNA, 7459 nt
Organism: Cotesia glomerata
Lineage: Eukaryota; Metazoa; Arthropoda; Insecta; Hymenoptera; Braconidae
Gene: Pcf11
Exons: 13
Coding region: 295-5967 (1890 amino acids)
Biological process (GO): termination of RNA polymerase II transcription
Cellular component (GO): mRNA cleavage factor complex; cytoplasm
Molecular function (GO): RNA polymerase II complex binding; mRNA binding
Source: RefSeq, a predicted model, not a curated record